CUUGUGAUGCCUGCCUGCCCCCGUGACAAAUCCCUGACGCCUUCAUCCGGGACUCUACCGUCAGAGCACUCUCCAACAUGGCGGCGUCAGCUAAGAAGAAGAAUAAGAAGGGGAAGACCCUGACCCUGAAUGACUUCCUUGCGAAUGAUGGCAGUGGCAGCGUACCCCCCAGUUACCCCAGCACAAAGGCCACCAGCUGGGCAGACGAGACCGAUGACUUGGAUGGUGAUGUCUCAACUUCCUGGCAUACUGUGGAGGAUACGUAUCGAGCUCCUCCCAUCGAUCGCUCCAUCCUGCCAACUGCGCCUCGUGCAGCACGGGAACCAAACAUUGACCGCUCUCGGCUGCCACGCAGUCCACCCUACACCGCCUUCCUUGGUAACCUUCCUUACGACGUCAGCGAGGAAUCCAUCAAAGACUUCUUCAGGGGCCUUGCGAUCAGUGCAGUACGUUUGCCACGGGAGCCUAAUAACCCAGAGAGGCUUAAGGGUUUUGGUUAUGCAGAAUUUGAUGAUGUUGAAUCAUUCUUUCGUGCUCUCAGUCUAAAUGAAGAGAAUCUUGGGAACAGGCGGAUCCGGGUGGAUAUUGCAGAUCAAUCCAAUGACAAAGAGAGGGAUAGUGGGUCAAUGAUGGGGCGAGACAGGGAUAGAGGUCGUGGGAUGGACAGUGGCCCUGAUAAGACAGAUUCUGAUUGGAGGGCACGGCCAAGCGGGGACCUGGAUGAUGGACCACGCAGAGACGACGGAUACGGGGACAGGUCACGUGACCGCUAUGAGUCGGACCGAUUUAGAGACGCUCCAAGACGUGAUGAUCGUUUUGACAGCGGUCGAGAUCGCUUCAGUGGAAGAGAUCGCUUUGACGACCGAGACCGAAGGGAUCGCUACGAUGACAAAGGUAGCAGAGACUAUGAUCGUGGAGGUUAUGACUCACGUGGUGGACGACGAGGAUUCAGCAGUGGCUUCAGGCGAGACUAUGAUGACCGGCGAGAUGGCGAUCGAGAAGAGCGUUCAGACAAGAGGGAUGAUGGACGAGAUGAGAGGGCCCCUCUACAGAGGCCCAAGUUAAACCUGAAGCCACGGAGCAUCCCAAAAGAGGAGGAACAGAGUGUAAGCUUGUCCCCGCAGAGUGAUACGGCUAAUUCCAGCAGGGCUUCCUCUAUAUUUGGGGCAGCCAAACCUGUGGACACGGCUGCCAAGGAAAGACAGGUGGAGGAGAGGCUAAAGAAAGAACAAGAACGACUCCAGAAACAAUUGGAGGAGGACAAGAUAAGGGUCUCUGAGAGACGACCACGAGACCGAGACUUGAGUUGGAGGAAUGAAGAGCCAUCUAAAGAGCGUCGACACACAGGAAGUGAAUCCUCGCAACCUAAAGGAUCUAGGUGUCAAGAUGGUGAACAUUCAGAGAAUGAAGUCUUCAGUGGACAGGAGGAUGAGCCGAUCUCUCCAUCAUGUUCAUCACCCUCUUCCAAUCAGGGAGCGCACCCACUGAAAGUUAUGCCGGCUCCUCCACCUAAAGAAAACGCCUGGGCCAAACGCAGCACAGGGGGUGGUGCUAAUGAGAAGGAAGGACCACCCUCAGCUGCCCCUAGCAACAAAAGCGCUCUUAAACCCAGCAGGUCAGCAGAAGAGAGAGUAUCGGGCAAAGAUGAAAACCGGGUUGAUGGCAUUCGAAAGGAUAAAGUUGUGCCUCAGGGAGGAGGUGGAGGAGGAGUUGGAGUUGGAAGAGGAGGGGGUCGGGGACGAGGAGUUGACUCCCCAAACAAAGAGAAACUGAUAGAACCUGCAGACAGGAAGGAGGUCGGACGGGAACAAGAUCCCAGAAUAGCCUCAGAACCAAAGAAAUAUGAAGAGAGCGCUCCUCCUCAAUUCAGCUCUGCAAGCAAGUAUGCUGCCCUACUAAUGGAUGGAGACCAGGGAGAAGAUGAUGGAGAGGAAUGAACAAUUAGGAAGGAUCAACUAACUACAGAAACAGAGUACAGAAGAUAAAGAGCAAUUGAACGAUCAAAUGAGGGGUUAAAUUAGAGCUCAUGCUGAGGGAGUGGCUUAAGGGAUGAUGGCUAAGGUACCCACAAUGCUGUUCUCUGUCAUGUUUAUGGAAAUGUAUACAGGUAUUCCUAAAACUGGCCCAUUUUAAUUAAAAAUAAAAUAAAACAAAUCAGUGCAGUACGUAGAUAAAUGCAUUCAUGCAUGUAGACAUUUGAAAAUCAUUGUUAAUUUGAAAGUCAUUGUUAUAAUAAAAAAUAUAAGAUACUG
Sinocyclocheilus rhinocerous is the source of this 2252-nucleotide messenger RNA. Its product is annotated as eukaryotic translation initiation factor 4B-like. Lineage: Eukaryota; Metazoa; Chordata; Actinopteri; Cypriniformes; Cyprinidae. The transcript is spliced from 15 exons. Gene Ontology annotation, molecular function: RNA binding. The record is from RefSeq and is a predicted model, not a curated record. The coding region runs from base 78 to 1937 and encodes 619 amino acids.